GCCGCAGCGCUGCGCGGUUCCCCCUUCCCCUUUCUUUCUCUCUCCUCCCGUUCGUGUGGCACUUCGUAUUUCAGUAUGGACCGGUUUGAAGAUGUAUCAGAUGGUGAAGUGGAUCAUACUUUCUUUGACAGUGAUUUUGAGGAAGAGAAAAAGAAAGCUGAAGAAAAUGGUGAAUGUAUAGAGAAAGGAAGUACAAAGGCAGGUCUUGCAGACCCUGAUUUGGUUUCCAGUUCAAAGGAUGCAAAGUGUUGUGAGAAGGAAAGUGAAGAAAAGCAGAAAGAUUUGCAGAAGGAUCAGUCCCUAGAAAAUAGCACAGAUCAUCUUGGAGAUGCUUCAUCUUUGUCACUUUCUCCAGUUGGGGAGAAUGCAGGUACAUCUGGAGCGACAUCUGCAGCAAGUAGGGGAAAACAGGAGAAUGUUCCUGCUGGAAUCCCCAAAAUAGUUAAAGAAGGUGAAGAAGAUUAUUAUACAGAUGAAGAAGAUAGUAGUGACGAUGGCAAAAAACAGAAGGUUAGACCAAAGUCAGCUAAGCAGUCAAACAACAUAAAAAAGGCUAGCAAAAAAUAUACUAAUAUCAGCUCCUCCUCCUCUUCUUCCUCCUCCUCGUCCUCCUCGUCCUCCUCCUCAAGCUCAGAUACAGAUUGUUCUGAUACAGAUUCCGAUAGCUGUUUAUCAGAUUCAUCUCAUUCUUCCUCAAAGAGGAAUGCUUAUAGAAACGCUCUUCUGUCUCCAAAACAAAAAUUCAAGUCAGCUAUGAAAUUAGCAGAAGGAAAACCAAAGCUUGGUGACUACUUGGAGGAGUCUGAAGACACAGUGACUGAUGUAACACCUCUGUCAACUCCAGACAUCAGUCCUAUCCAGUCUUUUGAACUUGCAGCAUCAAAUGAUAAGAAACUAAAAAUAAAAAGACAGGAGAAUGUGAACCAAGAAUUAUAUGAUUCCGAGUUUGAUCGCAGAUAUAGUCGAAAAGUCUUGCAUGAUGCCAUGGACCUGAAUCAUCUUUUGAAAGCUUUCCUACAGUUGGAGAAAAAAGAACAAAAACUAACCAUCGAUCAGCCAUCUAAAGGAACAAGGAAAAAUUAUUCUUUCACAAAUGAAGAAGUAAGACAGAUUGAUCGGGAAAACCAAAGGUUGCUAAAAGAACUGUCCAGACAGUCUGCAAAGCCACGAAGUACCACACUGAAGAAGCCAGCUGCACCGCCUCCUAAAUUGUACCACAGUGCCCUCAAUAGGCAAAAGGAGCAGCAAAGAAUUGAAAGAGAAAACCUGGCUUUCCUGAAAAGACUGGAAGCAGUGAAACCAACAGCUGGUAUGAGGCGUUCUGAACAAUUGAUGGACUAUCAGCGCCAGAUGAGUUAUCUAAGUUCUUCACCAUCUGUAAGAAGAGGAAAAUCUGCUUUCAGCCAGCUUAGUCCUUCGAGAGGCACUUCAAGAGCAUCCGCUGUACCAAGUACAAUGAGCCAGAGGAAUGAAAAACCUAUGUCUGAUUCAGCCAGUGGGGCAUUACAGAGACCUAAACCCACUAAUGUUCGUGCUGCUUGGUUAUAAGUGCAUUCUUUGCAUUGCGUUCUGAGAUGAUCCUCAGACUUCUAUUUUUAGUGCUUUUGUAAAUUCUAUGUGCAAAAAUAUUUUCUGCAUUGUUCAGUGAUUAAAAUGCAUUGCAUAUGAUAGAAUUGCUUAUAAAAUGGUUUUAAGUGAACACUUUCACUUCAGUCAGUGUUUUCCAUGACAGGAAGAACUUAUGAAAGAGGAGGUGGUAUUUAAAUGGACAAGAUAAAUAAAAAUUGCUAAUUAUUAUUUUAUUCUCAAAUCAUAAGUGGAAUUUGUAUCCAUAACAUGGAAGGACAGAACUAUGACUUGCACUAUAGAUGCAAGAUGUAAAGAAAAUCUUUAAAAUAAUAAUAUUUAAAAAUAUUGCGUUAAACUCAUAAGCAUAUGCUUAUUUCCUAGAUUGUCUUUGUUUUUCAUCCUGGCUUUGGGUAAGCCUUCUGAACUUUGUGGGUCAUGUUCUUAUGACUGAAAGAAUCUUCUUUUUACAGCGGCAGGAAGAGGUGAAAAGCAGAUUGUGUAUUCCUGCAUAGUUAACUAGAAUACUGAGGCUGCAGAAGAUGUUGUUCUGCCACUCUUGCACUCCAGGUGUUGAACGUUUGUUUUGUACUCAAGGCUGUGUCUCUUCCAGAUUUAAAAGAAUUUUGGAAGUUGUAUUGGGACCUUUGUGUAGGAAAGAAGCAUCUGAUGCUAUUGAACAAGAGUAAAGACUGAAGUGAACAACAGUUUCAGAUUCACUCUAAAGAAGAGUAAGUUUUAGUUGCUUCUCAAGCUAGAGAAUACUAAGCAAGGGAAAUAUUUCAUGGCCCAGCUUUUGCAGAUCCUUGCCCUUCUUGGUGGAGAGAAAUAAACUUGAGCUGCAGGAAAUUUGAACAUCUGAUUUUGAGAGUGACUACUAACCAGGAUAUAAAAAAAAAAAAAAAGAAAAAGACAGUAGAAAAAAGAAAAUCUUGUUAUGCUUCUUAACCUGUUUUUUAAUGUCAUGUUCAUUCCAAAUAUUUGUAGUAGUGUCAGAUAAGCUUCAGUAGCAACAUCCAUUUACAAGGGGAGCAAAAUUUAAUGGAAUUGGUAAUCGCAAAUAGUAGGUGGUAUGCUUUAUUUCUAUAUAUAAAGGCAAACUUUCAGUGAGCUUAUUUUGUAGGACUGUAGUCUUAUAAAGAGCAUAAAUUGUGAUGCCAUUAUCCAUGGAUAUUGCUGGAACCCUGCUUGCUUCCCCAGCUUCUUCCCAGGACAGAUACAGGAAAUCUCUUUGUAUUGCACAUAAAGAAAAAAAAGCUAUAUUCAGUAAUGCUGGGUCUUAGCCCUGUGAAAAGGAAAGUUUAUUAUUCUUUGCUCAUGCUUGCAUGAGGGCUUAGGCUUUCAGGUAUUCUGCAUUGUAACAAAAUUUUUACUUGGUUCUGUGUGAUAGUUUGGCAGAGCUUCUGCACCUGGUGACCUGCAGAUCAAAUUUAGCUGUUUCACAAUAUUUGAACUUUUAAGUUUAAGCAACAUUGUGGCAAACAGAUUUUUUUAUUGCAAUUACUAUUCAUUGAUAGGGACUGUAAGGAGUUUUUUGCAUAGUGCUGCUGUAUUUAUUUGUAUUAUUGUGAUAAUUAAAAUUAUUCACUAUUUAAAGAUUUUUGUCCUUGAAUGUGAAUAUCAGGGUCACAGUUUAAAUACUUUUGAAUGUUCAUAUGAUAAUUUUUUUUCUGUGAAGGAAUUCACGAAAUGAAUUACUUUCAAUUGCUUCAUCUUAUUUUGUUUAACUUUGGUAUGAAAGACUGUCAAUUUUGUAUGUAAUUUUUGUAAAUCAUAAGAAAUAAA
This is a messenger RNA of Gymnogyps californianus (California condor), 3351 nucleotides long. It is a transcript of the gene CFAP97, whose product is annotated as cilia and flagella associated protein 97. Bases 76 to 1548 code for a protein of 490 amino acids. The transcript is spliced from 6 exons. The record is from RefSeq and is a predicted model, not a curated record. Gene Ontology annotation, biological process: spermatogenesis. NCBI's taxonomy places the organism in Eukaryota, Metazoa, Chordata, Aves, Accipitriformes, Cathartidae.